UUCCCACCGCCCAGCCCUGCGAGUUAGAGCGAGAUAGCUACAGUCUGCGCGUACGCUUCAAAAGGACACCCCGGGAUAUAGGGAUCAUUUUUCAAUUUAUUCCACGUUGAUCGUAAUUUCUCGGCAUAACGUGUCGGGACUCCAUCCGGGGCAGUCCUCGCCGGGAGUUUCAAACUAUAGUGUUCGAAUUUUGAAAAGUUAAUUUUUUUGUUAAUUUUGUGGUGUGCCAGUGUUGUGAUAAAAUGCCGUGCAGUGAAGAUGACGACUCCCAAACCGGAUUCAUGUCUGAAUCUGGACAAGGAUUAUCCAAGGCGGAGUUGCGAAAGACGAACAAACCGAUAAUGGAGAAGAAGCGGCGCGCGCGCAUCAACAACUGCCUCAACGAGCUCAAGGACCUGCUGCUCGACGCCAUGGACAAGGACCCAGCUCGGCACUCCAAGCUAGAGAAGGCUGACAUCCUCGAGCUCACCGUCAAGCAUCUGCAGACCCUACAGCGUCAGCAGCUCGCAGCCGCCAUCGCCUCAGACCCCACCGUCCUCCAUCGCUUCAAGUCUGGCUUCGGAGACUGCGCGGUGGAAGUCAAGAAGUAUCUCAGCAGACUGGCCAGCGUACCAACCGGCCUUCGACACAGACUAGGCAACCAUCUGACGUCAUGCAUCAACGGAAUUGAACACCUCAACCCGCCGCAUGAUUACCCGCAAAUGGUACCAGAUCCUUUGAGGUUAGAAGAUGAGAGACCUAGUGCGUUUAGAUUUGUCAAGAACCUCAAGACGCAAAGUCCACCCCUCAGUCCGCUGUCCUGUGGGUCCACCUGUGACUCGUCCACCGAGAUGGAGACGCCUCCGAGACCCGUGCAGACGUUCCCCUUCCCCACUCCCCCUAGCAGAUCAGCCUCAGACCAAGAGUCCAGCCCAGAAACGCAGAAACCUACCGUCUCCUCAACGACCAUAUCACCAGAAACGCUAAGACAGGAAGCGGCGAAGAAAAAGUAUAUGGAACCGCUGUCGAUAGUGAUAGACGUGGAGAACUACAAGAUUGGCAUAGAUGCGUCCCCGAAAAGGGCCGUCGAUUACUCCAUACGGCAGAAGCUGAAAAGAUCUGUGGUUGAGAACUCUGGACCGGCUCAGAAACUUUUAAGAAUAGACCCGUUACCGGAACGGAUAUCCGUACCGAAAUCUAUAGCCCAGAUCAUUCCAGAACGGUUAACCAGGUCCCCGGAAAAGACUUCCGCCUUCGAAAUCAGAUUACCGGAACGGUCCGGAUUACUCUACUAUCCGGAACGGAGGUUAACCAUGCCCGAAAGCAUACCCUCUGUUAGUGAAAAGCCGGUUCUUCUGGCUAACCCUAGAGAUUAUUCCGUUCCAAGGACGGUUAUUAGUCAUACGGCGGCGUCAUUGGCUCAAUCAAGUGUGACUAAUGAGGAGGCGAAGGUCAAGGAGAGGGAGGCCGACACUAGUUCAAGGUCACCGGAGCAAGGCCCCAGCUCUGACGUCUGGCGACCUUGGUGAUACAUUGUAUUGUAUAAACUGUUUUUAAUGUUAA
Messenger RNA from Plutella xylostella (diamondback moth), 1542 nucleotides. RefSeq lists its product as uncharacterized. Gene Ontology annotation, molecular function: DNA binding; protein dimerization activity. Gene Ontology annotation, biological process: regulation of DNA-templated transcription. The record is from RefSeq and is a predicted model, not a curated record. Lineage: Eukaryota; Metazoa; Arthropoda; Insecta; Lepidoptera; Plutellidae.